Messenger RNA from Penicillium angulare, 1359 nucleotides. RefSeq lists its product as uncharacterized. Bases 1 to 1359 code for a protein of 452 amino acids. Gene Ontology annotation, biological process: transcription initiation at RNA polymerase I promoter; nucleolar large rRNA transcription by RNA polymerase I. NCBI's taxonomy places the organism in Eukaryota, Fungi, Ascomycota, Eurotiomycetes, Eurotiales, Aspergillaceae. The transcript has a single exon. Gene Ontology annotation, molecular function: RNA polymerase I core promoter sequence-specific DNA binding; TBP-class protein binding; RNA polymerase I general transcription initiation factor activity. The record is from RefSeq and is a predicted model, not a curated record. Gene Ontology annotation, cellular component: RNA polymerase I core factor complex.
AUGUCUGAACGAUCAGCUUCGCCUGAUCAGCCCGACCAAUCCGACCAGUUUGACCAGGAUAUUCUGUCUGACUUGUCCAUUCCACCAUUUUCACUACCUUUCCCUCAAUGGCUGCAGACGCCCAGCCCUCGAAUAGCUCAUUAUGAACGGCAGAAACGAAAAAGAGUUGAUUUGACUGAUACAGAAGGGGACGGAGGAACAACGACUGACGCUGCAUCAGUGACGUACGUCAGGUCUGAUAGCGAAGCUCCUACCCUCACACCCAACGAAGCUCACCAAUACCGAGUUGCCGGUCUUUCAGUCGAUGAGCAGUUACCAAAGGGCAAAAAAUAUCCCCAUGGACCUGCUGCGGUAUCAUCUGGUGAAGAUAAGGACCCUGAGCUGCGUUUGAAAGAUUUGUCACCGUGGUCAACUCCCGUCUAUUACCCUCAGAACUCUCUAAGUAAUAGAGACGACCUCCAUCUACAGCAUUUGGUUGCACUGAACACAGUUCUUCACACCUGCCUGCUAGAUGGGGACUUCGCUCGGGCUGGACGAGCUUGGGGCCUCCUACUGCGAGAAGAAUUUCAAGGAUUACCUUUGGAUUUGCACAGCGAUUGCCGAUGGGGAAUUGGAGCGGAGAUCCUGCUGCGACGAGGACUCGAGGGUGAUAUCCCAUUCAACAAAUUAAAUGUGGAUGGUCACAUGUCUUUACCAUUCACCAGAAAGGGGGUCGAGGAAGCAAAAGAUUAUUACGAUAGACUGAUUCUGCACCAUCCCUACUUACGAUUGACCCCGAGCCCCGUCUCUGCUCUCACUCUCUAUCCCGUCAUGUUCGGGCUGUGGAUUUAUACCGCUCAAGAGGAAAGCAAGGUUGCAAGAUACAACAUCGAGAAUUGGGAAAAUUCCUCUGAAGAAGAUUUUGAUGAGGAAGAUCUUGACUCUGAAACUCGGGAGCUGGAUAAAAAGCAGGCUCUUAUCGCCUCCGUUCGAUCUCAGGAACUGCAACAAGCACAGAAGAUAGCAAUACGUAUGGACUCUAUCGUUAGAUCGCCCCCAUACUCAGAUUCGCCAGAAAUACUUCAAUUGCGGGGCAUGGUAUCGUUAUGGAUUGGUGAUCUGCUGAUUUCUUCUUCGGAUAUGCCUCUCGCCUCUGAAGGCAACAUGAACGAAAUGCAUAUGAAUUCUCCAAACAGCCCAUAUGGAACAUCGGAUGUGCAAAGGCUUGCAAUGGACAGAAGACGAUUGGAAGUGGACAAGUCGAAGCAAUUCUUUCAGCAGGCCAAUGAACAUAGGAAGGGAGUCGCACAAACUCUGAAAAACCUUCAUUUUGGGGGAGAAUCAUCACCCACAUGGAUUGAUCUGGAGGAAUCUUCUUGA